UGAACAGAAAUUAAAGAUAAUAAACUUUUUAUAUAACAAAGUAACCAUUUGUGAAAUUAUUGAGUUGUAAAUUAAUAAAAUUAAAUAAUAAUUAGUUAAAUAUUAAUAUAUUUGUUAUAUUUAAAGUAUUUAGAUGUCAAAAAGAAUCUGAUUUCUAUGAUAAAGUAGAAGUCUGUAAAUGAUUCGCCUUUUCGAGGAGUAGCAUUAAGCGUGGCUAAUCAGGGAACGAAAAGAAAAAUGAGCAGUUCAGAGGAGGUUUCUUGGAUAACGUGGUUUUGUGGUUUAAGGGGCAAUGAAUUUUUCUGUGAGGUUGAUGAAGAUUAUAUUCAGGAUAAAUUUAAUUUGACGGGUUUAAACGAACAAGUACCACAUUAUAGACAAGCUUUAGACAUGAUAUUAGAUCUUGAACCAGAUGACGAAUUAGAUGAUAAUGCACAUCAAUCAGAUUUAAUUGAACAAGCUUCAGAAAUGCUCUACGGAUUAAUUCAUGCUCGUUAUAUUCUAACAAAUAGAGGAAUUGCUCAGAUGGUUGAAAAAUAUCAAGCUGGUGAUUUUGGUCACUGUCCACGUGUAUAUUGUGAAUCACAGCCAAUGUUACCACUAGGAUUAUCUGAUGUACCUGGUGAAGCUAUGGUCAAAUUAUACUGUCCAAAAUGUAUGGAUGUAUAUACACCUAAAUCUUCUAGACAUCACCAUACAGAUGGAGCAUAUUUUGGUACUGGAUUUCCACAUAUGCUUUUUAUGGUGCAUCCUGAAUAUCGACCAAAACGUUCUGUUAAUCAAUUCAUUCCAAGAUUAUAUGGUUUUAAGAUCCAUCCAUUGGCAUAUCAGAUUCAACAGCAAGCGGCUGCAACAUUCAAGGGCCCCGUUAGGCCGCUCACCUACAACAACGGCAAGCGCUAAUACACUACUUCUACAAAAGACUCCGGACCACCGAACAACCGGAAGAAAGCAAAAUAUUUAAAUGCCAGUAACAAACAAAUUACAUCAACCAAUUAAAUACAAAGCAAGAUUAUGCGCAUAUGUUCCAAUCACCAGAAACACCAUCUUCUCUGCUCUUCUUACUUCCUCUCUUCCUGUAUAUUUUUAUUUUUUAAUUAUGUGAUAAAUAUAAUCACACAAAUCUCGUGAUUACAUAAAUAUUUCUA
This is a messenger RNA of Chrysoperla carnea, 1148 nucleotides long. RefSeq names its product casein kinase II subunit beta (gene CkIIbeta). The coding region runs from base 238 to 903 and encodes 221 amino acids. The record is from RefSeq and is a predicted model, not a curated record. Gene Ontology annotation, molecular function: protein kinase regulator activity. The transcript is spliced from 7 exons. NCBI's taxonomy places the organism in Eukaryota, Metazoa, Arthropoda, Insecta, Neuroptera, Chrysopidae. Gene Ontology annotation, cellular component: protein kinase CK2 complex; cytoplasm.